AUGGUGAAGAGAAAGAAAACGUCGUCUAUUACAGAUGAGCAUGAAUUUGGCAUGACUACGGGCUCUCGGGAGGGCAUCGGUGUCGAUGGGGACAGGAAUCCGUCUAAAAAGCCCGAAGGUUGCGACGAGGAGGAGAGCGCAGAGCAGGCGAGCGAAGAGCACAGUACAAAGGGAGACGGAGUGGAAAGUCUUAAUCCAUCUACAACUGCUCUGAACCCGGGUACUGCUACUGUCCAUCCUGCUUCCUCACCCAGCCGAACCGGUCACAACUCGACCCAGCAGCUACACGCCCCAGCCGAGUCCACGCAGACCCUCCCAGACCAACAUCAUUUUCUACGUUCAAGCGUCCGACCUCCAAGCAAGCGCAUACGGAAGGAUUCAGUUGGCUCGACCAUCAAUGGACAUGGCGGGGCAAAAGCAAAAGGUACAGAGAAUGGCUCUACCCCUGUUGCAGUUGGACAGUCAGGAGCUGUGGCCAGUUCUACAGGAGCAUCCAGGGCGUCCAAGGCUCAGGCCUCUGUGGAAAAGGAUGAGCAGACCGGGAACCAGAAACGUGCCCGUCGCCAGUGGGAGUCGUGGAGCGCAGAGGACAAAAACAGUUUCUUUGAGGGACUCUACGAGUAUGGGAAAGACUUUGAGGCAAUCCAGAACAAUAUUGCUAUAAAAUACAAGAAGCGUGGCAAACCAGCAAAUAUGGUUAAGAACAAGGAGCAGGUUCGCCACUUUUACUACCGCACCUGGCACAAGAUCUCCAAACACAUCGAUUUUGUCAAUGUGUACUCCCGGACGUUGAAAAAAUCCUCUCAAGAACUCUAUGGUCUUAUCUGUUAUGCUGAGCUGCGCAAGAAAGUUGGUGGGAUGAUGGAUGAUAAGAAUGUGGCAAAACUCAAUGAACUCAUUCAGCAAGGGGCCACAACUGUGCGCUCCAAGGGAAGAAAUUUGAGAAUAAAAGCACCUAUGUGUCGAGCCCUGAAAAAACUUUGUGACCCUGAAGGUGUAAGUGAUGAAGAAGAUCAAAAGCCAGUACGUCUCCCCCUGAAGAUGGCAGUAGAGCUGCAGCCCCGCAGUUCCUACUCCUGGGCACGUGUUCAGAACCUGGCACACAACCCUCGGCUCAGAAUGAUUGUGGAGUUGCAUCGAAAAGUCUCCAGCCUCAUUGAAUAUUUGAAGCAGAAGUGGACAUACCAGGACCAAUGGAUUCUUAAGAGUCUCAUGGAAAGGGAAGCUCUUGAAGGAGGCCAGUCCUCAGCGUCUUCCAGCAGAUCCCUGCAGGACGAGCUGGUGCUGUACCCCGCAGAGAGCAGCACGCUGACCACACUGCCAGGGGUAGCACGUGUGGCACACUCCAAAGCCUUCUGCACCGUGCACUGGCUGGAAAGUGGCAAGAAUCGUCCCAAUAAUAAGGAUCUUCCUGCUGCUCAAAUAUUGGGCAUUCACAGCUCAUCGCGCUCUGGUUCAAAAUUGGGUAAAGGUGUUAGCACUGCUGGAAUUAUGGCUUCAGGGUCUGUACCAGUAGAAACCAAACAGACAGAAUUGUACAGUGUUGAGCCAGCAUGUGAUUCUGCCAAGCCUGAGGAGAAGAAAGCCCAAAAGACUCCAUCUGUAACUCCUCAGCUCCAGGAGGAGGUACAGAAACCUGAAGGGGAAAAGGAGAAACCCAUGAGCAUAUACACAAACGGCAGCAUACUAGACUUGUGUGAUAAGUUGGGUACUAACAUUCAGCCCUCCGAGGAGUGCAGAGAGGAACAAGGUGCCAUAAUGUCCUCUCCAGAAACCAACCGGACUCCUCCUGCAAAGCCCACGUUAUCUGAGGUAUCUGCUAAAGAGAGAACAGUGGAGCAACUCCGAGAGGAAGGCUGGAGUGCCAGAGAUCCCGACAGUGUCACUCUGGCUGAGCUUUACCUCAUGUUUGGAAAACCAGGGAAGCUUCAGCUGGAAUACGACUGGCAGCCUAUCUCAGCUCCUGACCAGUCAGGGAACGGACAAGAACCGGUCAAACCCACAAGGAUGAACAGUGUGCUGCGCUGUUUGCUCAAGCUGGUGUCCUCAGAGGCCAAUCCUAAACCACUGGUUCCAGAUAUGUGCUCCAUUGCAACAUCACCUCUGAAGACCACAGCAGAGGAACACCAAGCUGUCACUCCCCCAGGAAAAACAACCUUAGCGGGCAUACGAAGCCCUGGCUAUAGCCGCCAGCAGAUUGCCCGGGGUGGCCGGCUGCUGCACCCUAAUGCAGGUGGCCGCAGCCAGUUGCGCCCUCUGCUGGGGUCUGAGUCUGAAGGGGCAGUGUUUGCAGUGCCAACCACACUCCCUCCCAACAGCAGUCGCCACAACAGGAUGUUUUCCCCUAACAAAGAGGCAGAGCUGGCCCUAAAGCAACAGCUUGACUCCAUUAGUAUGCAGUCCGAUCUCUUCUCAAGACAGAGAAAACCUCGAAACAGACAGCUUCGUAAGCCACUUGUGGUCCAGAGAACGCUUCUGCCCCGAACAACAGGAGACGCCUCACAACAUGUGUGCUCAUUUUCAAUUCUUUCAAACUCCUCUGCCACAGGAACUGGUUCAUUCCGUCCAAUCCAGACACGACUUACUCCUGCACCAAGGCCCAUUGUGUCUAGAUUCUCUGCUGCCCCCAGUGCUACACUUUCAAGUGCGAUAGACUUUGCAGCCAAAUCUGCUGGCAUAAUUCCUGAUUCGUGUCCAGAGUUGAGUUCUCCCCCUGUAGAGACCAGUCCUCUGCUGAGCGCUGCCCCCGUCACAGAAGCUCCAGCAGACUCGCUGCUUCUUCAGGACCACGCUCCAGAGAACAGGCAGUCUUCUCCUCUUUCCCCUGGAGCUGGUGGUGGGGACUCUAUCUUAUCCCCACCCAGUGUUGCUUCACUCCUGGACAUCUCUCUCCCUGGUCCCCCGGAGGAGGGAAUGGCGUCUGGGGAACAUCAGACGCACAUUAGUGACUCCAUCAUUGAGUUGGCCAUAAACUCUGCUCACUAUGGUGAAGAAGGGACCCUCUCCAAACUGACCAGCAGUGAUGGAUCCAAGUUGCUGGCCCCCUCUCCUUCAGUUAGCCCGUCCCAAAGCUGGAUGCCCUCUCCGUGUCAUGACCCUCAGUGGUACCCCAGUGACUCAUCAGAUUCCACACUAGGAUGUCUACUUUCCAGUAUGGUGUCUCCUGAUAAGGGAAGAAGAACCACCCUCACCUCAUCUGGCCCCUCCAGUGGUACGGCUCUACUUGGCCCAAGCCUCCUGGACUGCAACUCCCAUGAUUCUUUUCAGUCUCGUGGCCUUCCUGACCCAGCAGAAGUGGAUAGUCAGCUGGCCUGUAUGAUGAGCGAGAGCAGCGUUGACUACAUCGCACGGUUCAACGACUUGGCCCAAGAACUGGCCGUGGCCGAGCCGCCCACUCCUCCGCCUUGA
Molecule: messenger RNA, 3408 nt
Organism: Knipowitschia caucasica
Lineage: Eukaryota; Metazoa; Chordata; Actinopteri; Gobiiformes; Gobiidae
Source: the annotation of a GenBank genome assembly